CAGUCUUAGUCGUAACUGACUGUGCGAGGAAGUACACUUGCUGUAACGAGGUUGCUAAGGUUUUUCUGCCGAGGAUUUUUGGUGUAAGGAGAGGCUAGACUACCUCAAAUCAAAGGUAAAUGAUGUUGCUAAUUAUUGAAUUUUAUAGUUUUCUUAAACGUAGUCGUUGUCUGCUUAUUAAACCUUAUAAGCUCUCAGUCAUUUGACGGUGAAACACUAAACAUCAGUUUCCGACACUUGAUCUGUUAAAGGGAGCACUAACUGUAAUAACUUUUUGGUGAUUUUGGCAGCCAAUAGUAUAAAAAAAAUUAAAACGUUAACCCAUUGUUUUCAAGUUUUAAUCCCUGUCCAUCCAUGCCAUCCGUAGCGGCUCCAGGCGACAGGAAACAUUUUUAAUGCCCAAAUAAUGUCUUGAGUAACAAAAAAAAAAAAAAAUUUUGGAAUUUAAUUGAUGCGAAGACAAGCUUUAGCAUUUUAAAACAUGUAGAAAAUAGACUGAGUCGGAGCCCUGCGCUAAAUAGCGCUAAUGGGUGUUUUACGUUUACGCUUCGAAUUAUAACUCUCUUACAUACUCUUAUGACUCGUAUUUAAACUACUCAGUCAACAGAAGCACUUGCAUUAAAUUUGACUAACAGAUAAAUAGCCAAUCAUUUUAGCCUACUUGUUGAUCAAGCUACAGCUAAUCGCAACCACUUGUUUUUUUCACUUUCUUUAGUGCCAGCAUGAAACUUCAAACCUUUUCACUCAGUCUGCUAUUGCUGAGCAUGUUUUGGAGCCAGUGCUUCUCAGCUUCAUCUUGUAAAAUGGCCAAUUGGUGGGGAACAUUUGACCAUAAAGGUUGGUCUACCUGUGACUCCUCGACCGAGUACAUCAAGGGUCUGUGGAGGAACGAUCCUUCAGGCGAUGAUGAGAUCUACUUAUUAGAAGAAGCAAAGUGCUGUUCAGCUCCCACGCCAUACGAAAGCAUGGCAUCAACUUGUCAAACGGCCAAUUGGUGGGGAGUAUUGGAUGGGUGAGUAUUGGCUUUCCAGUUACUACAAAUCGUAAUCGAAUGGAAGUCACGCUAUUUAAAAGAUUUUCAGUUGAAAAUGGAUGAAUGGUAGCAAUCCUUUUACAUGUUAGCCCAGUCCUGUGUUUAAGGACUUCUAAUAUGGAAUCCUGUUAAAUAUAAGGGACCCCUUUCUCGAAGGUGCCGACAAUAAACCGGCAGGGAAAGCUGUUGCUUGUAUUCGAGUGCGAGAGGUUUCCAUAGCUUUGCAGAACUGGUAAUAUUCAUGCCUGAGCGCUUCUAGGAUAUAUAACACGUUUAGCAUUUAAACCCGUAGCCGUAAAAAACAAUUAGGUAGUUGUUCUAUAUCCUUUCUGGUUCACCCAGGUAGAAGUCCUGGCAUGAUAUCAUUAUGCCUGAGCGCUUCUAGGAUAUAUAACACGUUUAGCAUUUCGACCCGUAGCCGUAAAAAGAAAAAAAGAUAGGUAGUUGUUCUAUAUCCUUUCUGGUUCAUCCAGGUAGAAGUCCUGGCAUAUUAUUAUGCCUGAGCGCUUCUGGGAUAUAUAGUAGCAGUUUGACCCGUAGAAAAAACAAACUCAGCCGUUCAUUUUGUAGGAGAUAUUUAAGCGUUUUUGUCUGUGUUAGCAAUGUGAUCGACUUUAUACGCAGACCUUAAUAAUAUGCUUUUUUCUUUGACGGCACUGAAUAAUUUUAGCCGAAACUUGAGCCGUACAUUUGUUGAAUGCCGCGCUUUAAUUAAAUUUCUCGCCCUAGAAUGAUGACAUGAUGGCGCGAAAAUUGACGCCUCUAUCGUAUUAGAUGGGAAAUAUGAUCAGAGAUAAAUGGAAUAGUGAAUGUUACAAGCUUCUGAGUAUCCAGCUGAGAUAGGGGACUUUUAGUCCCCUAUCUCAGCUUGAUAAACAAAAUUUUUUGGUUGCUAAGACGGUGCGGUUCGUUAUGUGACAAAACGAUCAGUCAACAAAACAAAUGGACUGGCUUGUUAGUGAAGUCUUGCGCUUUCAUUCUUAAGAUUUUGAUUUUAAAUGUUUGACUUUGGGUUCAAAAAAUUACCGAGACUUUCAAGAAACGUAACCCUGGGCCCAGUUGUUAGAAGGCCGAUUAGCCCUUAACCGGGGUUAAAUUUAACCCUGGUUUCUUUUUCUUGUGUUCAAAAGCAUUUUCUCGGAUAAUUUUCUCUGUUAUUUUUAGAGCUUCCAAUCAUCAACUUGUAGACAGAAAGAAUUAAAACUGAAAUGGUUUUAAAACUUUCAAAUGUUUAUUCAAAUCUCGCACUAACCCUGGGUUAACUUAACCCAGCUUCGAACAACUCGGCCCUGGUCUUUGUUUUUGAAAUGCAGGGAAAACGUCUGGGCGGUCUGUCCAACCGGCUACUUUCUUCAAGGUCUUUGGCGAAAUGAUGGUGAUGGUUGGAUUUACAAAAUUGAAGAAGCCAAAUGCUGUAAACCCAACACACUCCCUGACCAGUAUAAAGAUUGCUACAACGAGAAUAUAUGGGGGUCAUUUGAUCAUAAAGGACUGAGUGAGUGUAAGGCAGACGAUUACUAUGUGGCUGGAUUCUACAAAUCAGACUGCGAAAAAAUAUACUGUAUUGAGGAGCUCAAAUGUUGCAGGAUGAUCACAGGCGAGUUUUGUUAAUAAUCCGAAGAACAUUGUAUCAUAUGGUUGGAUAAAACAUGAUGUAGUACUUUUGAGUAAGUGAGGUGACAUUCAGUGAUUUUUUAUUCCAUUUUUAUUCCAUUUUAAUCGAUAAAACUGGAAAUAUGUUGUGAGUUUAAAGAGCUAUGUCACAUCAUGGGAAAAAAAGCUAAAACUUAUCUUCACAUCAUUUGAAUAACUGCAAAAGUAAUGGUCCAGUUUUGUUAUUUAAGACUAUAUUUUGGCAUUAAAAUGGGAUUGGCAUGGAUUGAAAUUUGAAAAACCUGGGCCAACCUUUUCACGUUUUAAUGAUAUGCCUGCAAACAUUACCAAGCAAAAAUAUUAUGGGUAGUGCUCACUGAUGAAAUUGGUUUGAUAUUUUCAUACUGAACUCUACAGGAGCAUAUUAAUUGUGUGUGGAUAUAGAGGAUAUUACACGGUGACGCGAAGAUAUGAAUUUUAUUUUCGAGUGGCAAAACAAUAUUUUACUCACUCACCCCGCUCGUUCGUAAACUAUUGUUUUGUCACUCGAAAACAAAAUUCAUACCUUCAAGCCGCCUUGUAAUGUUCUUUUUAUUAUAUAGACAAAAAGACAUCGAUAAAAUAAUAGAUUCUUAUUCGCCAAAAAGUAAUUGUGACGGCUGAAAUUUACAGUGCAGCAAUAUAAGACAUUGUUUACAAUAAUCUUGAGAAAUAACACUGAGCUGAAUAAGGCUCUACAGUGACAAAGUAUAAGCAAAGCUUUGAAAAAUGCGUAAGUAAAAUUCAAAAGACGCAAGAUGCCGACAAAUUUCGAAGGGAAAUUACCGAAAUUACGUCAUCGAUAAACCGUCACGUGUGAGAUUAUGGAAAAUAAACCACUCGGGUCCCGGAUGUAGUUUUUAUGAAUUUUACGAGUGGUAUAUUUUCCAGUAAAACACUCGUGUCUAUAUAAUAAAAGUAAUUACUUAAUGUAAAAUAAGAUCUAAAUAGAAAUAUCCUAAUGACCUAGCCCCUUAAGUACAGUGGAUUUGACAAAAAAUUACCAGCGCUUUGCUACCUCUUUUGAGAACUUAAAAUACAGGAGUUUCAAUCUCUAAACCAAAAAGUAGAACUUUGAUCAUAGAGGACUCUGACCCUCAAAAAACAAUAAAAAGUAAAAUGAAAAUAAAUGUGGGUAGAUUUGCCAUAUGAGUGGCUAGAACAUCCGUACGUGCAAUUUGUUUGGAAAUAUUGCUGAGUUCAAAAGCGAUGCUGACUGUUUUACCUUCCACUUUCAAACCUGUCUUGCAACAAAUCAGGUUGCUACAAGUUGCGUGAAUACUGACUUCUGAUUGGAUAACAUUACGCGGAAGUCACGCCAUACACGGGAGUAAAGCACUUGCUGCAGACCCAGUUUGCCUUGGGCUGGUAAAAAGCGAAACAUCAUGUACAGGUUUCGUAGCACUACUCUCUUCUUUCUGCAACAAAGUUUUGACACGAUAAUAAUAAAAGCUAACAAGCUUGUGGGGUCGGGUGUAAAAAGUAAAGAAAUCUGUCAACUAUAAAAUAAAAUAAAUAUAAAUAAUAAGAUAAGACAUCUAACAUCAUAUUUAUAAAACGAUCAAAUAUAAAUAAAGUCAUCAUUUCGAUACCGGACAACUGAAACUGAAACAACGUUGAAAGAAGUUUUUGUUUUCAAUCAAUUGUAUACAGCUCAUUCUGGUUUCUAUGUGAGAAUCCAGGUUCAUUUAAACUAAUAGUGUUCCAGAAGACUGCACCUCUAUAAGCAAGGUAAUCCUUCAUGUAUCUAGUAUUAAAUCCUUCUCUUUGAUCAUUCUCUACAGAUAUUUGCAAAUACGCCAAUCCAUGCAAAAACGGUGGAACUUGUACCGCCGUCCCGUUUGGAGCGGGCUACAUCUGCGAAUGCCCAUCUGGAUAUCAUGGGAACACCUGUGAACUUGGUAAUGUCUAGUAAACGCUUUUUACUUGAAAAGUUCCAAUAGUGAGCUGCUAACAAUAUCCGUGAUACAUCACCGAGAAAAAAGGUUAUGGGAAUAAAUGAAACGAACACUUGACGGGAAAUGCUUUGAUAUUUUAUCGUUUUCCCCCAACUAGGUCUUUAAAGGAAAUGUAUGAGAAUCAGUCUAGAGAAUUUGUAUGUGGAUUUUUUCAAGGUGCAGAGUGCUCUUUCUGACUAUGUGGGUCUUGUGUUGAAUUAUCUUAUAAUACAUGGACUCUGUCAGUUCACCCAGUUUAAAAUCCAGUCAUACGAUAAGAUUUUUAAAAUCAGAUUUUGUUUCCCUAAGAGACGCAAGAAUGCAGGAUAUGCUUACACUUGUUUGCAAGUGUUUGGUCAAUAUGGAACAUUUUUAUUUACCUUCCUUGUUUCAUGUUCGUUUAGUAAGAGUUAUCUCAGGGGGGUUAAAAAGCUCAUUGUGCCGAAGGAGGCCACUACUACUUUUGGACUAAAAACUUUUCAAUACUUAGCUAUUUCAAACUGGAGCUCUCUGCCCGAUGAAACAAGAAGAGCUCCUGAUCUGAAUACUUUCGUACGAAUGUAUAAAGCAGUUUAAAACUGAAGUUAAAACUUUCCAAUAAAAUAGUUGUGUAACUAUAUAUAUAUGUAACUGAUGUCGAUAUGGCAUGUAUUUUAAUUGCACUAUUUCUACUUUCAUCUCAUUUAAUAUUUCUCUUUCGGAUGCACUAGCAGUAAAUAGAUGCUACUCCAAAAUCCAAAUUGAAAUAAGGAUAUGAUUGAUUGAUUGAUUGAUCCGCGUUCCGUAUAGCCUACAAGAGCAGACGCCUUUUUCGUGAAACAAGAGCCGAAAUAGGCGUCAGCUCUCACAGGCUACUUUCCUUACAGAAAUCGCGCAAAAUUACGGAAUUUUUUUUGAGAACGAAAAGCCUCUUUCUUAAGUAGCCUGAAAAAAAAAGUCGAUACUUCACGACGCCACCACGAAAUGACGUCACUGAGCAGUGACUGCAGAAAUUCCCUCAUACUGAUGACGUUCACUACCCAGAUCUGGGUAGUCCUUCUGCUGAUUGGAUGAAACAAAUUUCUCUCGCGUCAUGACCAAUCAAUACCACUACCUAGACCUGGGUAGUGACGUCAUCAGUAUGGAAUUUCUGCAGAUGUUUCCCAGACGUCAUUUCGCGGGGAAACCAGUUGUAGCGUUGUCAAAUGUCGUCUGUUUUUUUAGGCUACUUCUUCAGAUUGGUAGUAAAACACUUAAAUUAACGUCAAUUCUAAUUUUUUCUUUUGUUGUUGUUGUAGCAUCGGGAAAAUAAGCGAUUGCCUUUCAAUGAGAAGUAAUACAGGUAAGGCUGUCAAUUCUUACUGAUACUAAUGUCUAUAAAUUGGAGUUAUCUCGUCUGUUUUCUUGCCUUUCAAAGACAUUUAACUGUUCGUAAUAUCUGCAUACAAAUUGAAUAAUUUCAUGUCAGUUUCAUAUCAUUUUAGACAGUUUUUGUCUUCAUGUACUCAGUAACGUCUUUAUAUCGAAAAAAUGUUAACUUAAAUCGACGUUUUACUUUGUCUUAAACAUGAUUCUAAAAUUGACUCUCUUAUGAUAAUGCUAUAUUCUGUCUUUUAGGCUGCUGAUCUUCAAGACCAAUUAAGAAGUUCCAUCUGCGACAGGA
Porites lobata is the source of this 6244-nucleotide messenger RNA. The record is from the annotation of a GenBank genome assembly. NCBI's taxonomy places the organism in Eukaryota, Metazoa, Cnidaria, Anthozoa, Scleractinia, Poritidae.